Messenger RNA from Colletotrichum higginsianum IMI 349063, 1392 nucleotides. RefSeq names its product Major facilitator superfamily transporter. The transcript has a single exon. Gene Ontology annotation, biological process: transmembrane transport. The coding region runs from base 1 to 1392 and encodes 463 amino acids. Lineage: Eukaryota; Fungi; Ascomycota; Sordariomycetes; Glomerellales; Glomerellaceae. Gene Ontology annotation, molecular function: transmembrane transporter activity. The record is from RefSeq and is a predicted model, not a curated record.
AUGGCUGGUGGUGCUCCCAUCUCGGCCCCGGCCGUGUCCGGCGGCUACCUCACGGGCCGGGCCCUCAUCUUCCCCCUCUCCCUCGUCAUCUCCCUCUUCUUCCUCUGGGGCUUCUCCUACGGCCUCCUCGACGUGCUCAACAAGCACUUCCAGACGGUGCUCGGCAUCAGCAAGCUCGAGUCCACCGGCCUGCAGGUCAUGUACUUUGGCGGCGGUUACCUCCUCUUCUCGCCCGUCGCCGCCGAGGUCCUCAAGCGCCGCGGCUACAAGUUCACCAUCCUCAUGGGCCUCGGCCUCUACUCGCUCGGCGCCAUCCUCUUCUGGCCCGUCGCCCACGCCUCCCUCUCGACCGACAACAAGCGCGCCAUCUUCGGCGGCUUCUGCGCCUGCACCCUCGUCAUCGCCUGCGGCCUCGCCACCCUCGAGACCUCGGCCAACUCGUACGCCGUCGUCAUCGGCAAGCCCGAGACCGCCUCGGCCCGCCUGCAGUUUUGCCAGUCGUGGAACGGCGUCGCCUCCUUCAUCGGGCCCCUCAUCGCCUCCAAGUUCUUCUUCGAGGGCGACAACGCCAACUCCCUGACCAACGUCCAGUACGUCUACCUCGCCGUCUCGUGCGCCGGCGUCGCCGUCGCCGUGCUCUUCUUCUUCGCCCGCCUGCCCGAGGUCAGCGAGGAGGCCCUCGAGGAGUCCUCCGGCGCGGCCAACACCGACGCCCUCGGCGAGCCCGUCGGCCACGGCCCCAUCUACAAGCAGUACAACCUCAUCUUCGCCUUCAUCGCCCAGUUCUGCUACGUCGGCUCCCAGGUCACCGUCGCCACCUGGUUCAUCAACUACGCCCACGAGAACGGCGGCCUCAGCACCCCGCAGGCCUCCAACUUCCUGUCCUUCGCCCUCAUGAUCUUCACCGUCGGCCGCUUCGUCGCCACCGCGCUGGCCACCGUCUUCCAGUCCGAUUUCCUGCUCAUGCUCUACGCCGCCUGUGCCAUCGCCCUGACCGCCUACUGCUCCGCCGGCUCCGGCACCGCCUCCGUCGGCGUGCUCAUGACCAUCUUCUUCUUCGAGGCGCCCAUGUACCCCGUCCUCUUCACCCUCGGCACCGCCAACCUCGGCCGCCACACCCGCCGCGGCGCCGGCAUCAUGGUCCAGGCCGUCGCCGGUGCCGCCGUCUUCGUGCCCAUCCAGGGCGCCAUCGGUGACGCCGCCGGCAUCCGCAUCUCCUACAUCGUGCCCCUCGUCGGCUUCACCUACGUCGUCGGCUACGCCACCUUCCACUGGCUCCGCCACGGCCGCAAGAUCAUGCGCGUCAAGGACAAUAAGCAGGCCCAGGCCGAGGCCAUCGUCGACAACGCGGCCGAGAAGAAGAAGACGGACGACUGGGUCGAGAGCGUUUGA